UAUCUGAGGCAGAUAUAAUAAAAUUAAAAUAUUGCCCUUGCUCUAGCUGGAGCAGCCUUGAGUCUUGUCUUCCUCCAUGCCAGAGGUCAGAGCAUGGCUCACUGGUGCCUGGCAGCAUGAGGGUUGCUCAGCCAGAGGACAUGGUGUCUGCAACCCCUACUGAGGGGCACAGGCUGGCUUGGCCACUAACAGAUGGACCUGGCAAGAGCCCACUAGGGGUCCUCAGUACCCCAGAGCCACUUCUUCGACUGCAGAGGACACAGAGGGUGUGGCAGGUCCCAGAGUUGGAUGCUCAGCAUGCCAAGGCUUUUCUGAAGCUGUGGCCACUGGGGAGUUUCCUGGUCAUAGGACACGAUCCUAGGCAGGUCCUGAUGCUGAAGACAGGGCCUUCAUCAGGAGACGUCAACACCUAUCAAAUUCACAAGCUGUCUGGAGGUGUGUCCCUGGAGUCCUCCAACCUCUGCAUGCCAGACUGUCCCCAUCUCUUGGCCUUCCUAUCAGCCAGCAGGGAUGUUUUGCCAAGGACACUGCUCUUGCCCACUCCAGCUGUAGGGCCUGGGGACAAGGACACAGAUCCUCUGCGACUUGGCUGCAUCCAGGUCAGCACCUCAGGGAGGGUGCUGUCUGUAGUGAACCAGCUCUACCUGGAGACGCAUGGAGGCUGGGGCACAGAGCAGACUCCGCAGCAGACAGAGCCAGAGACUGACCAGAAAUACAGUCUAGCCCCUAGGAAGCCCACCCCACAUCGCGUCUCCUGGGUGGAAGAGCCACUGAAACCGGAAGUGCAUCAUCCUGGACCAGACGUUCAUCACCUGGAACCCGAAGUGUCCCUUCCUGGAGCAGAUGUACACUCGCCUAGGCCUGCUCUAGACAGUGUGGUGGAAGAGAAGGAGGAAGUGAGCUGUAAAGAUGAAGAGGAAGGUCGCGAGGACCUGCUCACUGCCCACAUCAGCGCUCUGGCCAGGGCCCGGAGCAGCUAUGUAGCCAAACAGUACCGAUACCUUCGGGCACGCCUCACAUCAAAUUCUGGAAAUCCUUACAGGCCUGGGGAUCCGGCCACGGAGCUGCUUCAGGAUGUGCGCCAGCUUCUCAAUGAUCUCCAGAAUUACCUGGCAAAGGAUCCCGACGUCAGAGCUGUCUUUGGGAACAGGGAACCUAGGGUCCCUGGAGACGAGGAUCUUGGCCCCGCUGUGGAAGUAGCCCUGUGUCGGGCGGUUCUGGAGCCCCUGAAGCCGGCCCUGUGGACCAAACUCCGAACUCUCAGAGCCCAGGAAUUGCGGCUACUGCGCCGGCGCCAAACAGCCUUGAGGGCAGGGGCGGGGCCCGAGGGACAGAGCCCUGUUCCAGCCUUGCGGAGCCAGAUCCAUGCGCGCCUCGCGCAUCUGCACGCCGCAUGCGCCCCGCGCCGCAAGGUGGCACUGCUGCUGGCGGUGUGCAACGACGUCUACGCGGGCCUGGCCGGAGGCGAGAAUCAAGAGCCCCUAGGGGCCGACGCCUUUUUGCCAGCCCUGACCGAGGAGCUGAUCUGGAGUCCACACAUAGGGGAGACGCAGCUGGAUGUGGAGUUUCUUAUGGAGCUCUUGGAUCCAGAGGAACUGCGGGGAGAAGCUGGCUAUUAUCUUACUACGUGGUUUGGGGCUCUCUAUCACAUUGCUCACUACCAGCCCGACGCUGGCCGUGCACCCCAGGAUCUCAGCUCCGAGGCCCGAGCCUCCCUGCGCCAGUGGCACCGCAGGCGGACACUGCACCAGCAAGCCCAGCCCACAGCCCAGGCUGGCCUGCCCUUUGAGGAGCCAUGGGCCACAGGGGACCAAUGAUGGUUGGGUUCUCCAACUCCAGUCAACUCUGGGCCUUUUGGCCCACUUCCCUGCUAAGAGAGAUGCUGGAGGCAUCUGGAGCAGCGUGGAGGGUGGGGCAGGAAAGGGGAUGUGCCUUUUGCACUGGCUGUUCCCAGUUAAUAUCAGCCCUUCCCUAAAAUCCACAGCACUCCUCCCUCCCCUCUAUCCCCUCCUGGUCUGCUCCGAUGUUACCUCAAUGAAAGUCUCCCCAGCAAAUACAAACCCCCAAACAGUACUAAAACUACAACCCUUGCCUGACCGUCUUUGGGGCAGGCAGAAUAAAGGCACAGUCUC
Molecule: messenger RNA, 2132 nt
Organism: Microtus oregoni (creeping vole)
Lineage: Eukaryota; Metazoa; Chordata; Mammalia; Rodentia; Cricetidae
Gene: Rinl
Product: Ras and Rab interactor like
Exons: 11
Coding region: 117-1817 (566 amino acids)
Biological process (GO): vesicle-mediated transport
Cellular component (GO): endocytic vesicle; cytosol
Molecular function (GO): small GTPase binding; guanyl-nucleotide exchange factor activity
Source: RefSeq, a predicted model, not a curated record